Heterobasidion irregulare TC 32-1 is the source of this 1932-nucleotide messenger RNA. RefSeq lists its product as uncharacterized. The record is from RefSeq and is a predicted model, not a curated record. The coding region runs from base 1 to 1932 and encodes 643 amino acids. NCBI's taxonomy places the organism in Eukaryota, Fungi, Basidiomycota, Agaricomycetes, Russulales, Bondarzewiaceae. The transcript has 2 exons.
AUGUCUCCCCCGCACCCGCCUGCUCUCUCCAUCGACACAGACCACACCCUCCUCGUCCACCCCAUGGACCCCUCCCCCUCCCCCAGCCUCUGUCCCACUCUGCUGUCCUCCACCUCCCUCGCAACCUCCCCCUCCUCCCUCUCCUCGUACCCGAACACCCCGCCAGAGGUAAGCGCCGCCUCCACGCCGCUCUCCUCCCCGUCGCUCGAAGCACCGCCCCCCGUUGCCCGUCAACGCGGCGUGUCAAGUUCAAACCAAAAACGCGCGUAUCGCCGCGAGGCCAACCGCCUGGCAUUUCCACCCGGUAUCCCUCGCGAUAUGCUCGUGUCCUUCAGCGCUGUCCCAGACUCCAAGCCUGCCUAUCCCUGGGCUCCCGACGGCGCAUAUACCCACUCUCCUCUUGACGAGGACACCGCAUAUCGCCACUUUGGCGCGUCUGACGAGAUCGACAGCGACGGCGACAGGUAUGACUACGACCUUUCGUCCAACGCGUCGUCCAAGUCCUCGCUCUCUCCUUCGCCAUCGCUCAUGAAGGAGCUCUGGAACCGCCGCCGCCUCACGUCGCCAGAUUUCCCCUUUCUUGCCACUGGCCCUCCGGAAACGUUCACCUCCGAGUUCAGGGUAAAACUCUCGAUUCCGUACGUCCCCAAGGCCGCCGAUCUCCCUGCGGCCACAGACCAAUACGGCCAGGGCGAUCAGCCUACGCCCACUUUUUUGUCCGCCGAGCAUGGUCAGCCCGUGGGUUGGCCUGGUCACGAGAUGCACCAAACUUCCCCUGCCCACCAGUAUCAUCAGCAAAUGGGCAUGCCCGACAUUUACCCUUGGCCAGGGUCCGCAUCUGCGCACGAGCAACCUUCACACCCCAUAUUUUAUCCCCCACCGUCGCAUCCCCCACCCUCGAUGACCCUGCCCUGUCACUCUCUAUAUGCCUAUACACCGCACGGCGCCUACAUAAAGUCUUCUCUGGACCAGUCGCAUACAUUCGCCUUGCGUUCUGCUCAUAAUUUCCCGACGGCCUCAGGGCCAAGCCCACACCUUUUCCUCCCGACAACCCACAUACCCACUGAUUUGCACUUAUCAAAGGCACGGUACGGCCUCGCACAUCACCAGCACUACUCCGAUACCGAACAUCUUCACUACGCGAACACUCUCGCGGUCUGGGGCCUAUCGAACCCGGCUUCGGCUCAUCCCGCUUUGCUUGCACAGGCGCCUCUGUCCGCAGACCCAAAGCCGAAAAUGCACGCGUGCAACCUCUGCCCGCGCAUGUUCAACCGGCCGAACGGGCUCGCAAUUCACGUUAAGUCUCAUAAACGUAGGGCGGCGCAAUUACAGGCGCAGGCGCAGGCCGAAGCGGAGGCCGAAGCGGAAGCGGAUGCUACUGGUGCGAACCAUCAGCGCGGCGAGUAUGACCAGGAGGACGAGAAUCCACGGAAGCGUGCGCGCCGAGCGAAGAGCGAGGAGCUCGAGCUCAUGGACAUAAGUCAUGGUACGGAGGUGCAGAUGCAGAACGUCGAUAUCGACGUUCAGACCGCGGGUGAUAGCAACGUGGAGCGGCUGGAGUAUCAUGGGUUUCAUGUACUUCCUGGAAGCUCUGAAUUCUCGCUCUCGCUCCCGGUCCCGGCGCAGUUCAAUUAUAGCCGUCCACGGUACCCAUCUGCAAGCCAACACUAUGCGAUGACCGCCAUUGAGGGCGCUGAUUGUCCAACCGCGUCUGCGCUGUUCGGCGGUGUGACUCCUCCCUCAGCCGCAUUAGUUGGUGUCCACGGCACGCCAUCAGGAAUAUCCAUGCCGAUGCCGGCACCAGUUCCAGUGCCAGUGAAUGAUGUGGAUGUGGAUGUGGAUGUGGAUGGGGGACCUGUACCGUUUCUCACGCCGCUGCAGGGCUUUGCGACGCUUGAAGCGCUGCCGUUCAUGCAGAGUGUGCACAGUUGA